Molecule: messenger RNA, 1104 nt
Organism: Fonticula alba
Lineage: Eukaryota; Rotosphaerida; Fonticulaceae
Exons: 2
Coding region: 313-1023 (236 amino acids)
Source: RefSeq, a predicted model, not a curated record
CUCCUCCCCCCCCUCCCUUGCCCCCUCCCUCCUCUCCGUCCCUCCUCUCCGUCCCCCUUUCUCGCUUCCUCCACCUCAUGAAGCCCCGAUCGGCCGGGAAAUACCGGCCUGGAGCGACAUCCGCGCGAUCCUACUCCCGCUCCCCCUCCGCGCAUUACCUUCUGCCGGACGCCAAGUUCGGUUCGCGCCUCGGCCUGGAGACCCGGAUGGAGUAUGCCGAUCGUCUGUGCAUGGUAGCCACCCGCACCAUCGACGAUUUUGCUGCCCUCGAGUCUCGUCUCUGUGACGCACUGGCCAUGCUCGAGACGGAAAAUGCGGCACUAUUGGCCUCUGGCCUGUUUGAUGCCGAGGAUGUGGCCCACUUCCAGCAACAGGCCGACGACCAUGGGACUCGGAUCCUGCUCCGCCCGCCAACUCCCUCCGCACAGGCCGAUUCCUCGAGGUCCAGCGAGGCGGUCCUUGACGCUGCCACCGACGCCGAUCCCCUGUUGCCGGUACUCCAUGAGGCAGCACCCCUCCUGUCAGCGCCUGCCUCAGCACAUCCGGAAAGUGAUGACUCCUUGCCGCCGGCGUCCGAUGUCCCCCAUCGCGCCAUGGAUUCCCCAGAUGAUGACGGUGAUGAUGGUCUUGUUGAUGCUCCUGUUGCCGACAUCAUCACAGACUGAGCUAAAGCACCUCCAUAUCCUCCCCGCCGCCGGGGCAAAGCCCCUCCAGGCGGCCUCGAUAGAACAUGCACACACAAAGGCCUCACACAAGGACGACUAUAUUUCCGGCAAGCCACAGCGACCGGAGAGGAAGAAAGAGGCCAGCAUGCCCGCUCGGGCAUCCCCUCCCCCUUUCUCCCUCUCUCCAUCUCUUUCGCUGCCUUUCUGUCAGAUUCUCCCAGCCGUAAAGAGGAUUGCUGGGCCGGCCGGGCCAAUUUCCGCGGCCGCCGCGGCCGCCAAAGCCGCGGCCGACUUGGUGGCAGUCUUCCGUGCUCCCGGAGAGGGGGUCUAUGCGGGAGGGGACCCCAGCAGGUGGUGAGGGGACCCCAGCGGGUGGUAGGUUAGUCGCCAAGGUAGGCCGUCAUCAGGUGGAAGGAUGGUGCUGGGGUGCACGAUGGGC